GUAUGACAAUUUCAUGCGCGGGAAUGAUCAAUUGUCAAACAGAUUCCGUUUCGUGUCUUCCUCCCUGGUCAACAAAGCAUUAAUUUGUAGGGAACCGGAUUCAUGUAGAGAGUACUUAGUCAAGAGAUUCAUGGCCAGCAGUACAAACAACUUGUAUCUUUGGCCGUAUAAUUCAGGGUGUCACUGGUUGUUGCUUGCUAUUGAUCCUUUAAAAGAAGUGGUAUAUUUUCUGAAUUCGAUAGAUGGUGAAUGGACAAAUUAUCCGGAUAUGAAGCAAUUAGUUGAUACAUCAAUAAAAGUGUUCCGAUCUCAAAGACAAGCUCGAGUACCACGUACUAAAUCCAGCAACAUUACGUGGAUAAAAGUGCAGGUACUUUAAUUUUCACAAUUUUGCUUAUAAUAGUGAUGCUACUUGAUAAGAAAAGAUAACUAUACAUUCUUAUUUUUUUUUUCUAUGUAGUGUCCUCUACAGCGCAACGGUAUCGAUUGCGGAUACUUUGUAAUGAGGUUUAUGAGGGAAAUCAUUAAUAUGAAUCAAAUAGAGAUUCCAAUCACGGUAUGGAUUUAUA
Molecule: messenger RNA, 569 nt
Organism: Lathyrus oleraceus (garden pea)
Lineage: Eukaryota; Viridiplantae; Streptophyta; Magnoliopsida; Fabales; Fabaceae
Exons: 3
Coding region: 14-379 (121 amino acids)
Source: RefSeq, a predicted model, not a curated record